Messenger RNA from Cladophialophora carrionii CBS 160.54, 894 nucleotides. RefSeq lists its product as uncharacterized. The record is from RefSeq and is a predicted model, not a curated record. The transcript has 3 exons. Gene Ontology annotation, biological process: nucleosome disassembly; DNA replication-dependent chromatin assembly; nucleosome assembly. Gene Ontology annotation, molecular function: histone binding. Gene Ontology annotation, cellular component: nucleus. Lineage: Eukaryota; Fungi; Ascomycota; Eurotiomycetes; Chaetothyriales; Herpotrichiellaceae. Bases 1 to 894 code for a protein of 297 amino acids.
AUGUCGGUAGUCUCGCUGCUCGGCGUCAAGGUGCUGAACAACCCUGCGCCGUUCAACGCGCCGUACAAGUUUGAGAUCACCUUCGAAUGCCUGGAGCAGUUGCGAGAAGAUCUAGAAUGGAAACUCACCUACGUCGGCUCGGCCACGUCUGCAGAACACGACCAAGAGCUCGACUCGCUGCUUGUCGGGCCUAUCCCCAUUGGUGUCAACAAGUUCAUCUUUGAAGCCGAUCCUCCCAACACUCAGCGCCUGCCUUCGUCUGAAAUCCUCGGCGUGACCGUCAUCCUUCUGACCUGCUCCUACGAUGGAAGAGAAUUCGUCCGCGUCGGAUACUACGUCAACAAUGAGUACGACGAUGAGAUCUUGAAUGCCGACCCGCCUGCCAAGCCCGUCAUUGAGAAGAUUCGACGCAACGUACUCGCUGAGAAGCCCCGAGUCACCAGGUUCGCCAUCAAGUGGGACUCGGAAGAAUCAGCACCAGCCGAAUAUCCUCCUGAUCAACCGGAAGCGGACACCCUUGACGACGAUGGCGCAGCGUACGGAGCAGAGGAAGCCGAGAUGCAAGCCGCACUCGAGAAAGAACUCGAAGAGACCGAAGCCAAGAUGGUCAAGGGCACCAACGACGCUGAAGACAAGGAAAUGACAGAUGGUAACAAAGUCAAGGACGAAGACGAAGUCAGCGAGGCCGGUAGUGAGGAUCUCGAGCAAGAAAGCAGUGAUGAAGAUGACGAUGAUGAGGAAGGUGAAGACGAAGAAGCUGCCGAGGGAGAGGACACUGAGAUGGCGGACGGUGACGAGAAGCCUACUGCUUCUACUGGCACUGCCACCGCGACUGCUGAGGCGAACGGCGAGAAGAAAGGUGGAGAGUCCAAGCCGGAAGUCAUGGUCCACUAG